Messenger RNA from Selaginella moellendorffii, 597 nucleotides. RefSeq names its product heat shock 70 kDa protein 3-like. Gene Ontology annotation, biological process: cellular response to unfolded protein; protein refolding. The coding region runs from base 1 to 597 and encodes 198 amino acids. Gene Ontology annotation, cellular component: cytoplasm. The transcript has 2 exons. Gene Ontology annotation, molecular function: heat shock protein binding; ATP binding; ATP-dependent protein folding chaperone. Lineage: Eukaryota; Viridiplantae; Streptophyta; Lycopodiopsida; Selaginellales; Selaginellaceae. The record is from RefSeq and is a predicted model, not a curated record.
AUGUCAGCAGUCGGGAUCGAUCUAGGCACGACGUCGAGCGUCGGGGUUUGGCAGCGAUCAAGUGGAGAUCACAGGGCAACCAGCUUCACGGACACGGAGCGGCUCAUCAGCGAUGCCGUCAAGAACCAGGUCGCGCUCAAUCCCUCCAACACCGUCUUCGGCUCAUCGGCAGGAAAUUCAGCGAUCCAUCCGUUCCCUGUGGCCCUUCAAGGUGAUCGCGGGGCCGAGCGACAAGCCCAUGAGCGUGGUGACUUACAAGAACGAGCAGAAGCAAUUCUCAGCCGAGGAGAUCUCCUCCAUGGUUCUCACCAAGAUGAAGGAGAUGGGCAAGAGCGUCAAGGAUGCAUCAAGCUGACGGCGUCGAGCACCGGCGAGAAGAACAUCUUGAUCUUCGACUUGGGCGGUGGAACUUCCGAUGUUUCGAUCUUCACGAUCGACCAGGGGGUGUUCGAGGUGAAGGCCACGCACUUGGGUGGCGAGGACUUUGACAACAGGAUAGUGAACUUCUUCGCGCAGGAAUCCAAGCGGAAGUACCGGAAGAACAUCAGUGACAACGCGAGAGCGCUGUGGCGAUUGCGAGCGAGCCAAGCAGGCUAG